Messenger RNA from Halichondria panicea, 3521 nucleotides. RefSeq lists its product as uncharacterized. Bases 133 to 3393 code for a protein of 1086 amino acids. Lineage: Eukaryota; Metazoa; Porifera; Demospongiae; Suberitida; Halichondriidae. Gene Ontology annotation, molecular function: protein binding. The record is from RefSeq and is a predicted model, not a curated record. The transcript has 15 exons. Gene Ontology annotation, biological process: signal transduction.
GACUAUAAUUAAUUUGCAUAGAUCUACAUGUGAUGAGAACUCACUUUAAAAUUUCUAUUUUGCAAUUUGGCUUAUAGAGGAUUGUGGAGGUAGAAAGCUGCAGCAUCUAAAGAAGGGUGGGUGACAAAGAAGAUGGCUGAUCAGGACAAGAUUCUUGACAUCCUCCAUCCCUCAACAUAUCUGGAGUGGGAGGAAUGGCCUUCUCUACCAGUGAAGAUGAGUAAUGCCGCUUCAGUGUAUCUGAAUGGAACACUCUAUUUUGGAGGAGGGAUUACUGAUGAACCUGGUUGGAGAGCUGAAGCUUCACUGUACUCAUUCAAACCUGGAGUUGACAGAACAUGGACAGUGACAGACACACCCACCUAUCGCUAUACCCUUGUCACCCAUAACUCUGAACUGCUACUGGUGGGUGGGUGUGAGUAUCCUACAAUAGAGACAACAAACAAAGUCUUCACGAUGAGGGGUGGACAGUUUGUUGAAGCACUGCCUCCUAUGAAGGAGACACAACGCUCCCCAUCUGCUGUCAGUAGUGGAUCUGCACUAGUUGUGGUUGGAGGGACGAAUACCUCAGGAGAUCUCUCCUCUGUGGAAGUGUUCAAAGAUGGCCAGUGGACCACUGCUCCCUCCCUACCAAAUGCAAAUGCAGGACAAGACAUCAAGUCUGUUCUCCAUGGUGACCAGUGGUACCUGAUCACCUCUGUGGGAAAAGUAUUCCGUACAUCACUACAAUCACUCAUAUCUGGAUCCGACCAGUCACCAUGGGAGACGCUACCUGAUGCUCCUAAUUGCUAUUCAACUGCUGCCUUCUUUGGUGGCCGUCUCUUGUCCAUUGGAGGAGAUCGAGGAAGGGCUUAUGAUGACCUCACAACAGCCAUCUAUGCCUUCUCCUCCAGCACCCAGUCCUGGGAACAUGUUGCUGACCUGCCACUACCACUGACACACUCAUCUGCUGUUGUGCUGCCAACUGGAGAGCUAUUGGUUAUCGGAGGGACAGAUAAACGUGAAAAGCCCAGCAAUAAAGUGUUCAGAGCUUUUUUAAAAGUACCAUUGAUUGUACAGUUCAACAUACCCAAGCUGCAUCAACUGCACAAGUAUGGAAUCAAUCUCAUGGAACUUCUCUCUAAAGAUCGGUAUCGAUUCCACAUUACCUCGGGAGUACAUCUUUUAGUGAAAGACAGAAAGAAAGCUCCCACACUCUCUCCUAGUGAUUACGUUGAGCUGAUCUUCAAUGCUUGGAAGAGAAGCAAGCGACCAUCUUACCCCCCUACCUGGGAGGGCCUGUUCACUGUCCUGAGGAAGAUGGACCUGGGUCACCUCACGGAGCAGAUAGCCAAGUGUGUGACUGGGUCACUGCCAGAGAUAGAAGACUCACCUCUGCCCUCUGAAUCAGAGGUCCAGUUAAGCAAAGAACAAGUUCGAAACAAAGAACAAGAGGUCCAACUAAGCCCUGGAGACAAGGAACAAGCUACAGCUGGUGGAGAAAGUUCUGUGACUGAAUUGAGAUCUGAAGUGAAACGACGGCUUCUAGAGUAUGAGAGUCUGCAGGCGGAGCUGGAUCAGUUGACUGAUGAGUAUGACGAGCAAGCUGACAAGAUUCACCAGCUAGAAAAAGAAAUUGAAUACCUGAGAAACGAGAUUCAUUUUCUCCGAGCUGAGAGCAAAGGACUGGUUCCAGUGAAGCAGGAACUCAAGGUUGAACCAGGUUAUCAAGAUGUCAUAUCAUGUCCUCAUCUACCAACUGAAGUCUUGAGUCAACCACAGGAAUCCAUACACAGUUUUGACCUCCCUGGUGUUGAAGUUGUGGCCAGCACAUGUGUGAUCGUCACCAACUCACUCCAAACCAUCCACUGGGUUGGCUAUGGAUUCAAGCUCACCAUACCCCAGGGCUCCCUGCCAGCUGGUGUUGACCAGUGUCAACUAGAAAUCAAGGCCAGUGUAGCUGGGCAGUACCAGUUUCCUGACAAUCUCCAGUUGGUCAGCGGUGUCUUCUGGAUACGUCCUCUUCCCUUGUGUCGAUUCCAACAGCAGCUGACAGUCGAGAUACAGCACUGUGCCAAAAUGACCAGCUCAACCAAGCUCUCAUUUGUGAGAGCACAUUGCUCCCAGGAGAGUAUGCCCUACACAUUCAAGCAGCUUGAAGGGCGUGGCUCAUUCACCGAGCACAGCUCGUAUGGUUGUUUAAGUGUGAAUCAUUUCAGUUCAUAUGCAAUAGCUGCGGAGGGUGAUGUUGAUCUACUGUAUGUCGCCAGUCUAUACUACCUAAAGGCCGACCCUCGGACCGUGGAAAUUCAUUUCACAAUCAAUGUGGAUGAUGCAGUACAUAAUGCCGCAACACAAUAUUAUUUCCAAAAGUUGGGUGCAGAAAAUAAACUGACUUUGGAAGUGGAAUUUGAAGACUCAAAUAUUUCACUGGAUAUACCAAUAACCAGCGGUGUUGAUAUCGAUGAAUGGAGACUAAAACCACUUGUUAAACCAAAGAUAUCUAAGAAAAGAGUCAACUCCUUCAAGCCGGGGAGAAUCGUUCCAUCCACAAAACUUGAAGCGACACUCUCUGAGAGUAGCUGGGGCUGCAAGGUACCAAAACGUUCACACCUAACAACUUUGAAAGGAACUAAGGAGCCUGAUAACCAAAUAUGGAUUGUACUGGACCCAGUGGAUCCAAAUCAAGUGGCCCCUCCUCCUCAAGUGCUCAACCCCAUGAGUGCAGUGGCAAUCCCAGGUCAGCAAUCUGGGAGCCAUUAUGCAGUGCUAGCUCCCUCUCUGCCAUCGUUACACGAGUUUCCCCCGUCCCUCCUGUCAGUGGAGCAGUCCCACACUUCUCUCACUCUCUCCUCUGCUACACCCCCUCCACCCCCUCACUGGAACACUCGGCUACAACAAUGGAGUCACACAGGUGAGGAUGAUGAAAGAGAUGAAGACCAAUUAUGCAUUGAGGGUUUGCAAGAUAUUUUUUCUCUAUUAAUUAAGGCCGCUAAAGAUUGGUUUGAGUUGGGCCUCGCUUUGGGAAUUAAAGUUAACACUCUUGAGGGUAUCAAAUCUAAGGAGAACUGCGAUAAAGCUCGCUUGCGUGAAAUGCUGACCCACUGGUUGCGAUCUUCAUCUUCUCGUACAUGGAGUGACAUUUGCAAUGGCCUCAGAAGUGACACUGUCCAACAAGACGUUCUAGCAGAUAUAGUCGAAGAGAAAUACAAAGGAGCAACUCCCUGGGAGCACUCGUCCCGACCACGCCCCCUCACUGGUGAGAAGAGAGAGGCCACUGAACACACUGAGCAAGGCAGUUCCCCCCAAGAGACCUCGGUCAGAGGAGCAGUGAGGGAGGAGAAUGGAUUACGUACACUGUCCAGCUUGUCUGUUGAUGGUUACCUCCUCAAGAAAACAGGGGAACAGUACUAGAGUACAAUACUAGAACACAACAUUAUCAAUGGCAUACCUUAAUUAUAAUUAUUUUUAUGCUAAGUGCGAUUCAAAUAUUCCAAUUUCGUUGACAUGCAUUGAUCAGUUCAGUUGUAGUAAUAAUUUAA